Molecule: messenger RNA, 388 nt
Organism: Racocetra persica
Lineage: Eukaryota; Fungi; Glomeromycota; Glomeromycetes; Diversisporales; Gigasporaceae
Source: the annotation of a GenBank genome assembly
GCAAAAGAAGACCAGCCCGAAAUGCCUUCUGAAUUCAGUAAUGAAGAAAACAACUUCGAUAAUUAUGAGGAAAAAGAGACAGAGGAAGUGGAAAGUUACUGCACCGAUAGAUCUAACGAUGAUGAAGAACUAUACAUUAAUCCUUGGAAGGAUGAGUAUAGCCCGGCUAUAUAUUUAACAUCAAUCGAAAAAAUUUCCACUACCAGAAAAGAGGAAAACCCUGAUACAACCCCUGAAAACAACAUUAAUGCAUUAGUGCAAGUCGAGACAUUAGAUGAAGAACAAAAAGAAAAAGCCACUUAUCUCUUGAGACGGUUUAGUGAUUUGUUCACAACUGGGCUAGAUCAACUAGACCAAACCAUAGAAGUACAAUACAAAAUUGACACUG